This is a messenger RNA of Electrophorus electricus (electric eel), 2655 nucleotides long. The record is from RefSeq and is a predicted model, not a curated record. NCBI's taxonomy places the organism in Eukaryota, Metazoa, Chordata, Actinopteri, Gymnotiformes, Gymnotidae.
ACACGGUUUAUGCGCUCUCGUGAGCUAUGACAUAACUCAGAUGUCAUAAAAUGGCAAUGUGUUAAUUAAAUGUAAACUUUUUUUGCAAAAGGUGUCUUCUCAUCGCAAAAUUGUAGGCAUAUUAUUUAACGUCUCACCCGUGCACGAGGGCGGAGACAGCUUUGACAGGCACGUCAGUAAGACUGAAUAUCAACUCGGAACCAGUUUCACCAGAAAACAAAUGGCUGCGCGCUAGGACGUUUAUUUUAAGAACCGUUCGCAUUCUACAGUGAAUACGGGACAGAAAGAGCGAACUGUCAUGAGGCAAGUACUCCUAGAUUAAUUUUUUAAUGUGGAUAUGCAGUGGUCUUGACAUAUGAAAAGAGCAGCUUACAAGAUGUCACAAUCAAAUGAGACUGUGAGUCGGAAGAAUGGAGACAAGGAUCACAAAAAGCUUACAACGGAGGCGGUAAAGGGAGCAAUUCAGCUUGGUAUUGGCUACACUGUGGGCAGUCUUACCUCUAAGCCAGACAGAGAUGUUCUCAUGCAAGAUUUUUACAUGGUGGAGAGUGUCUUUCUCCCCAGUGAAGGAAGCAACCUGACCCCAGCGCAUCACUAUCCAGACUUCCGCUUUAAAACCUAUGCCCCUCUGGCCUUCCGUUACUUCCGAGAACUGUUUGGCAUCAAACCAGACAACUAUCUGUAUUCCAUUUGCAAAGAACCUCUAAUUGAACUUUCUAACCCGGGUGCAAGUAGCUCCUGGUUCUACUUAACGAGUGAUGAUGAAUUUAUCAUCAAGACCGUGCAGCACAAGGAGGCGGAGUUCCUGCAGAAGCUGCUUCCUGGUUAUUAUAUGAAUCUCAACCAGAAUCCCAGGACCCUUCUGCCCAAGUUCUACGGCCUCUACUGCAUCCAGUGCGGAGGAGUCAGUGUUCGGCUCGUCGUGAUGAACAAUGUCCUGCCCUGUUCUCUGAUAAUGCACUACAAGUAUGACCUGAAGGGCUCCACAUACAAGCGGCGGGCCUCACGCAAAGAGCGUGGCAAGGCCUCGCCCACCUUCAAAGACCUGGACUUCCAGGAGAUGCACUCUGAGGGCCUGCGCUUCGAUGCAGACACGUACAACGCACUUAUGAAGACGCUACAACGAGACUGCCGGGUGCUGGAGAGCUUCAAGAUCAUGGACUACAGCCUCCUGCUGGGGAUCCAUGUGCUGAACAAGAAGUUGAAAGAGAGAGGAAGCAGGGGAGACAGCCGGCGCCAGGGGGGCCAGAAAGUCCUGUACUCCACUGCCCUGGAAUCCAUCCAGGGGGGGGGCAAGCCUGCAGAGCCCCCCCCAGAUACUGAUUUUGACACAAUGGGUGGGAUCCCAGCUAAACACAAAGAUGAAAAGUUGCUGAUCUUUUUGGGAAUUAUUGACAUUCUACAGUCCUACAGAUUUAUCAAAAAGGUUGAGCACUCGUGGAAGGCCCUUGUACAUGAUGGUGACACAGUGUCUGUCCACAGACCAAAUUUCUAUGCUGACAGGUUCUUGAAGUUUAUGGGUGACACUGUAUUUAAAAAGAUCCCACUAGCAGUCCGAGGUGCUUCCAGCCGGAGAAAAAGGAACUCCAUCCAGCCAACUAGGUCUGUGUCACAUGAAGUGCUCCCAACUGUCAAGGAAGAGAUAAAUGAGGAGAGGAAGGCACAGAGUCUGGAAAACCUGGAUGACACAGGUUUGGGCUCAUGUCAGAAACCUGAUGUAAUUCUGAGCUCUGCUCAUUUGGAUGAGUCAGUUUCAACUGCUGCUUUGUCCUCCAUCUCAUCGUUGGAUGACAUUAGGCUCAAACUGGAGGAGGACACAGACACUAGAAGUUAUCAGACCUCCAGCUCCACGUUGGCAGCAGAAGACGGCACUCACCCAUGUGUGUCCACCCAGAGCAGCAUUGCUGAGUCUGUGCUUGAUGUUUACUUGUGACAUGAAGUUCACUGAAGUGGACCUCGCAACUGAAACCUCUACUCAAUGCUUAAAGCAAACUGUCUUAAAGCAAAGAGACAUAUGUGCUACAGUGAGUGCAAUUACUCUUGCUUUCUUAUUGCUGCUAAUACAGAAAGAACUGAGACAGACCUUGUUUGAAACAGCUAAGGGAACACCACUCUUUCUUCACUUGAAGGUGUGAACAUGUAACAUAUGUACCAAUGUUUAUAUGGGUGGUAUUGUGUCCUGUUUGUGGGUCAUGCCUCUCUCCCCCAAUGUGCCAUCCAUGAUUUUACACAGCCGAAAUGACGCAGGGUCCCUGAUUCAGAACCACCAUGCUGUUUUAGGAAAAUCACUCAAGCAUUCAUUAACUGCAGCAAGACCAGAGAUGCAACUCUGUAUCACUGAUUUAUAAACAUUUUGAUAAGAUCCAUGUAAUUGUUCUGCAAAUAUAUUUACAUUUAUUCUGUUCAAAAACCAUUCUUCAGAAUAGUUAAUGUGGGUACUAUUCUAAGAAAUGUCUUGGAACCUCUUUGAUACUCCAUUUGCAGUUUAACGUUUCCUGCAUGCCAGAAUUUUUAAUUAUUUGAUAAGUAUGAAUGUGUUUAAAUUAAUGAUCAGUUGGUCAUUUUGAUGUAAAAACAAUGUAUUAUGUGAUGGUUUUCCAUAUUCAAAGAUUUGUAUGUUCUUAAUAUAAAAUAAUGGUAUCUUCAAAAUACUUA